This is a messenger RNA of Ailuropoda melanoleuca (giant panda), 1318 nucleotides long. RefSeq names its product asialoglycoprotein receptor 1. Lineage: Eukaryota; Metazoa; Chordata; Mammalia; Carnivora; Ursidae. The transcript is spliced from 9 exons. The record is from RefSeq and is a predicted model, not a curated record. Bases 214 to 1068 code for a protein of 284 amino acids.
CUCAUAUGGACCCUGCUCCCUCCCCUCCCAUCGUCCAGGGCUGUCCGUGCACCCCAAGUCUCCAGACUUCAGCCCCCUUCUUAGCCUAGGAUCUGCACAGCAUCGAGGGAUCCAGGAACCAACCUCAAGACCGUCAGCAACCCGGCUCCACUCGGCCCCAACCUCAGCCCUAACCCCAGCCUUGUGCUAGGCCCAGGUCCAGCCAGCCCUACCAUGACAAAUGACUACCAGGACCUUCAGCGUCUGGACAACGAGGACAAUGACCACCAGCUCCGACGAGUGCCGCCUCCCCCGCAGCCGCUGUUUCGGAGGCUCUGCUCCGGACCCUGCCUCCUCCUGCUCUCGCUGGGCCUCGGCCUCCUGCUGCUGGUGGUCGUCUGUGUCAUCGGAUCCCAGAACUCCAAGCUGCGGGAGGAGCUGCAGGCCCUGAGAGAGACUUUCGGCAACUUCACGGAGAGCACGGAGGUCGAGGUCAAGGCCCUGAGCAGCCAGGGAGGAAGUGUGGGCAGAAAGAUGAAGUCGCUGGAGUCCCAGCUUGAGAAGCAGCAGCAGGAGCUGAGUGAAGAUCACUCGGGCCUGCUGCUCCACGUGAAGCAGUUCGUGUCGGACCUGCGGAGCCUGAGCUGUCAGAUGGCCGUGCUCCACGGCAACGGCUCCGGGAGGACCUGCUGCCCGGUCAACUGGCUGGAGUACGAGGGCAGCUGCUACUGGUUCUCCCGCUCCGGGAAGUCCUGGGCCGAGGCCGACAAGUACUGCCAGCUGGAGAGCGCGCACCUGGUGGUGGUGGGCUCCUGGGAUGAGCAGAAGUUCGUCCAGCACCACAUGGGUCCUGUGAACACCUGGAUGGGCCUCACCGACCAGAGUGGGCUCUGGAAGUGGGUGGACGGGACGGACUACGAGACGGGCUUCAAGAACUGGAGGCCAGAGCAGCCGGACGACUGGUACGGGCACGGGCUCGGGGGAGGCGAGGACUGCGCGCACUUCACCGACGACGGCCGCUGGAACGACGACGUGUGCCAGAGGCCCUACCGCUGGGUGUGCGAGACAGCGCGCGAGCCCCCCAGCUAGAAGCCUCAUCUCCCCUAAUUUAUUUCCUCGAUGCCUCCACCUGCCCCGUGACCCUCCUGUGAGGGGGGCGUCCCCCACCGUGUCGGGGAUGGCUGAUCUAGGGUUUUAAGGGAAGGGGAAAGACGAUGCUGAGGAGCCUACAAUCACGUUUUGAGGGACGGGGAGAUCGACACCCCCGUCACCUGCCGCAGCCUGCAGGGUAUGGUCAGCCUUUUUUAGAGUAAAAAGAACAGAAAUAUUUUAAACGUGC